Messenger RNA from Cebus imitator (Panamanian white-faced capuchin), 3522 nucleotides. RefSeq names its product rhotekin 2 (gene RTKN2). The record is from RefSeq and is a predicted model, not a curated record. Gene Ontology annotation, biological process: signal transduction; positive regulation of cell population proliferation; hemopoiesis. Bases 242 to 2071 code for a protein of 609 amino acids. The transcript has 12 exons. Lineage: Eukaryota; Metazoa; Chordata; Mammalia; Primates; Cebidae.
CCGCAGCCCUCUCCCCCACCCCGCCGCGCUGGAGUCUAGGGUCUCGGCAACUUCCGGCGGCGGGGCGUGAGGCGCGCCUUCUGCGCUUGCGCGUCGGCCUGCUCCUCCUGAGCCCGGGGCCCCUGCGGCUGGGACUUGGUACAGCCGGGCGGUUGGCGUCCUCCGCGACUCCAGCCAGGGGCGGGCUUUUCAAAUCUUCCCUUCGAAGUAGUGGCUGCGGCCAGGGCAACCCGCGCUGGAGAUGGAGGGGCCGAGCCUGCGGGGUCCCGCACUCGGCUUGGCGGGGCUUCCCACCCAGCGGGACUGCAGCAUUCAAGAAAAAAUAGACUUAGAAAUUCGAAUGCGAGAAGGAAUAUGGAAACUCCUUUCUCUGAGCACUCAGAAAGAUCAGGUUUUACAUGCAGUUAAGAAUCUCAUGGUGUGCAAUGCUCGAAUAAUGGCCUAUACAUCGGAGCUACAGAAAUUAGAAGAACAGAUCGCAAAUCAGACUGGAAGAUGUGAUGUGAAAUUUGAAAGUAAAGAACGAACUGCAUGUAAAGGAAAGAUUGCCAUAUCCGAUAUUCGAAUACCACUAAUGUGGAAAGACUCUGAUCACUUCAGCAAUAAAGAACGAUCGCAACGCUAUGCCAUUUUUUGUUUAUUCAAAAUGGGAGCUAAUGUGUUUGAUACUGAUGUGGUGAAUGUGGAUAAAACAAUCACAGAUAUAUGUUUUGAAAAUGUAACCAUAUUUAAUGAAGCAGGGCCAGACUUUCAUAUAAAGGUGGAAGUAUAUAGUUGCUGUACAGAAGAAUCUUCUAUAACCAAUACACCAAAAAAGCUAGCUAAGAAACUCAAGACAUCUAUAAGUAAAGCUACAGGAAAGAAAAUAAGUUCAGUGCUUCAAGAAGAGGAUCAUGAGACGUGCUUGCUCCUCAACUCUGCUGUUUUUGGUGUAAAGUAUAAUUUGCUAGCUCACACUACCCUAACCUUGGAAAGUGCUGAGGAUAGUUUCAAGACCCAUAAUCUGUCUAUUAAUGGAAAUGAGGAGUCUUCAUUUUGGCUUCCCCUAUAUGGCAACAUGUGCUGUCGACUAGUUGCCCAGCCAGCUUGUAUGGCUGAGGAUGCAUUUGCAGGAUUUCUUAAUCAGCAGCAAACGAUAGAAGGUCUGAUUAGUUGGAGAAGGCUGUAUUGUGUUUUGCGAGGAGGUAAACUCUAUUGUUUUUACAGUCCAGAGGAAAUUGAAGCUAAAGUGGAACCAGCUUUGAUAGUACCCAUUAACAAGGAAACCAGAAUCCGGGCAAUGGAUAAGGAUGCCAAUAAAAGAAUCCAUAAUUUCUCUGUCAUCAAUCCUGUUCCUGGACAAGCUAUAACUCAGAUUUUUGCAGUUGACAAUAGAGAAGAUCUUCAGAAGUGGAUGGAAGCCUUCUGGCAGCAUUUCUUUGAUCUUAGCCAGUGGAAGCAUUGUUGUGAAGAACUUAUGAAAAUUGAGAUUAUGUCACCACGGAAACCACCUUUGUUCUUGACAAAAGAGGCAACCUCAGUCUACCAUGAUAUGAGCAUUGAUUCACCUAUGAAACUUGAAAGUUUAACGGAUAUAAUACAAAAAAAAAUUGAAGAGACAAAUGGGCAGUUCCUUACUGGUCAGCAUGAAGAAUCCUUACCACCUCCUUGGGCGACACUCUUUGAUGGUAACCAUCAAAUGGUCAUCCAGAAAAAGGUACUGUCUCCUGCAGGUGAGCCAUUACAUGAUGAAAAAGGGAAAAAGAGACGAGCUCCCCUUCCCCCUUCUGAUAAACUUCCAUUCAGCUUAAAAUCACAGAGUAACACAGAUCAAUUGGUUAAGGACAACUGGGGAAAAACAAGUGUGUCUCAGACUUCACCUUUGGAUACCAAACUAUCAAUCCUAAUGCAUCACUUACAGAAACCAAUGGCUGCUCCUCGAAAACUUCUCCCUGCCAGGAAAAAAAGAUUAAGUGAUGGUGAGCAUGCAGACACUAAAACCAAUUCUGAAGGCAAGCCAGUGCCAGCUCCAAGGCAGAAAUCCAUCAAAGACAUUCUGGACCCUAGAUCAUGGCUGCAGGCACAAGUAUAGAAAACAAUUAAUGAUAAAACAUUUAACAAAAUCUAUAACUGUAAUGCUUAAUUCAGAGGCAUUAUAAAUUGAGUAAUGUGUAAUUAUAUAGGUAAAUAUGAUAGUGAUUUAUACCAAUAAUUAAUAAGCUAUUAGGUAUAGUAAAACAUAAUAAAGAUAUGGAUUUUUUUCUUUUUACUCCUGAUUUUCAGAAUGUAAGUGAUUUCUCCAGCAGUGUGCAAGAGGCAGUUUCUAGACAAUAUCCUAAUUGUUGGAAGGGUUAAUUUAUUCCUAAAUUAGUACCAGGCAGUGAAUAAGCCCUAGGCAGAAUAAAGCAUUAAAAUUUCUUUUGGGGAGAGACUGUCUAGUAAUUUAAAAUGUGUUAAAUAUGAGCCAUAUUCUCAUUGUGAGAAUUUUAAUACUAAUGGAAUGUUUCAAAGGUUUCGUUCAAACCACAAAUUAUAGAAUCCACCCAAGAAAAUUCUCUUCUUAGCAUUCUGGAAUUCUCAUCUAAUGGUUCACUGGCUCUCAUCUAUUGUUUAACUCACUAGUUUAUAGGCUGACCUUUUAAAUUCUUGGGACAAAUUUUGGAAUAUUAAAUUCUUCAUCUUUAAAGGGAAUUUGUAAUGUGCUAUUCAGACUUGUUUCCUUGAUGAGCCCUGAAAUCCUGUUGACAUUAACUUUCAUAAAUGAAGCAUAACACUUAUUAGUUUAGAGAAAUGGUAGAUGAAAUUCUCUUUACGUUCAAUUUUCUGUGUGUGUUGCUAAUUUCCAUUGUGGCUUUGGAAUUUAGGAAAGUGAGUAGAUGAUUAACACCUUGAAAUUCAUUUAACUCUUAUUUAAAAAGAAGAUGGGAGAUUCAAAAAUACUGGAAAAGUUGGCUACCAUGGAAAAUAAUUUUCAGAGUUAAUUCUUUUUUACAAUUUUAAUUAGAUUUCCUUGUCCUAGUAAGGUUGAUAUCUGAUAGCGGUAUCAUUCAUUAGAAGUCAUAUUCUUACAACAGUGACAUUGGAGUCAUUUCCAUAGGAGGUAAUUUCCAUAGCAGCUAAUCAUAGUGACCCAAACAGGAUUAUAAAAUCAAGUGAGGAAUAAAUAGCAGAAAAAUACCUUAUAAGGAACAAAAAAAAAAAUCCAUUUUUUAUAAUAAUGCUUUUUGUAAACAAGAGCAGAACAAUUUUAAAAAUCGAAUUAGAAUUUCCAAAUAAAACAGUUUCCAUAAGGUGUCAGCAGCAGCACUAAAAAUCUCAAAUCACACUGAACCCUAAAUAUCAUUGCAAGAGAUAAAAGCUAAGAAUUAAGUUGCUGCCCUGUGUAUAAUCUCUUGAGAUCUUUUUAAAGCUAGCAAGAACUCUGUUUGGAUCAAAACUACAUUAUUACAAAAUAAAACGAACACUUGACAAAAAAAAAAAAAACCCACAUUAAUUUAAACAGAGCCUUUCAUUAUUUUCAGAUAGCAGGGUCUUUUUCAUUUA